Raphanus sativus (radish) is the source of this 2499-nucleotide messenger RNA. RefSeq lists its product as uncharacterized. The record is from RefSeq and is a predicted model, not a curated record. Bases 624 to 1970 code for a protein of 448 amino acids. Lineage: Eukaryota; Viridiplantae; Streptophyta; Magnoliopsida; Brassicales; Brassicaceae. The transcript has a single exon.
AUCUUGCGACUCUCUCUAUAGGCUCGCACCAAGAAACUUGAAAAUCGAAUUAAUUAUAGAUUUUAAACUCUACACUUGGGAAAUUAAAAAUCAUGUUAUGCAAGUUAUGAACAAAAUCAUUGACUAGUAGUCACUGCACAGCACAGCACAGAAUAUUCAAUGUACCAAUUUUUAUGGAAAUAUAUAUUCUCUAAGACAAGAACAUAAUAUCUUUCCUUUUCAAGUGCGAAACCGAAAGCAUAAAAUUCAAAGACAUUAAUUCUGGUAUAUACACAAUGAUGACCAGUGAAAGAUGAUAUAUAGAGAGAAUGGUGAAGAUGAUUAGGACUUUGCCCUGAAACAUCCUUCUCUCCGGUAUGAAAUGAAAACUCAAUUACUUUGUUUAUAUAUCUCUUAACAUCAUAUUGCUUAUAAUACUGCUUACAAAAUUUUGAUUUCCAAAUUGAGUGAGACCAUCGAGAUUAGGAAUCGACUCUCUGCUUUUGAAACAUAAUUUAUCUAUCACUCUUUAUGUAUAUAUGAUCCUUUUCGAUACACUACAACGACUGGGGUUGUUUUUUUUUUCUGUCUUGCAGUUGAAAUCUGUAAGAUCUGAGUGAAAAAAAGAAGACAGUCUUUGAAGAAUGGGAGAUGAGCCAAGGUUUAGUGAGAAAUGGGAGUUCAGAAGGCAAGAGAACAACUUUGAUGAUGAUUCUUCAAGCGAUGAUCCAGAUUCAUAUUCAACUCACGAACCGAAUAUUCAUAACACAAAUCCCGUUCUCGACUCUAAUCAGCUAGACAAUGGAACAAAAACAGUGACUACUACGACGGAGCAACCUGUGAAAACACGGAAGAGAAGGAGCAAGAAAGAUGAGAGUAAACCUGAGAAAGCUAAACAAGUAAGGAGAAGGAAACCUAAAACUGUUUGUGCAGAGGAGAACAAUAAGGAAACAGUAAUAGAGAACAAGAAAGAGGAAACCGUGGUGGAUGAAGUUGGAAUGUUUAUGAAGACGUUGCUUGAUGAUCUUACAGCUACGAGAGAGAGCUUAAUGGAUUGGAUGAACACUGAGUUGAAUGGACCAUUGGAUCAAAAUGUUGUGUCUCGACCACCUCCAAAGAAGAGAGCGGUUGCUUCUGCGAAGAAGAGGAGGACAAAGAAGAAGGGCGAAGAGGAGGAAAAUCAGAGGAAACAUGAGGAGAUUUGUCAAGAGAUGAACAAAACAAAAGAGAAGAGCUCAGAGGUUGUGCAGAACGGUGGAGAUCAAGCUCAACAACUUGAUUAUGAUGUUGGACCGUUGGAUAUUAUCCUCAGGAGCGGUCAUGAACAAGGACAACAAGGUAUUGUUGCGCAAACUGAGAUCGAGAAUGCGACAGCCAUGAAUGAGAAGAAGAGUGUUGUUUUGGCCAUUGAAGCUCCAAAGGUAAGACAGAGACAAAAGAAGACGAGAGAAGCCAACACCAUUAAAAACAGAUCCGAAACUAAGAAAGAUGACAACUUUGCGAUACCCUAUGUGCCACAGCUGUCUUCAUCGCCAUUGUUGCAGAGCUUUCCGGUAGGUUCUUCGUUGUUCCCUUCGUCAAGCCAAGGGGUUGCUUGUUCAGCAAGUAAUAACUACCAACCGAUGCAACCACCAAUAGUACCUCAGUUCUCUGAUCUUUUUGAAUUUCAGACAGGAUUCACAGGAGGACAAGGAUUUGGGAAUGCUCUGUUUCACAACAAUGGUUACUUCUCUGGUUUUCCGGCAGCUUCCCAAUCUAAUCUGAUGGCACAACUGAAUCAUACGACUUACUCACAGCAGAGAGACAACAGUAAUACGUUCGGAGGACUGCAAAUGAAUCCUACGACUUAUUCACAGCAGAGAGACAACAACAAUAUGUUUGGAGAACUGCAAAUGGUCGGUGGAGCCAUACAUCCAUAUUCCGGUAACAGAUUCGAGGUUAGUAACGGUAAUAACAGCCUCUCCAGUUACAGAACUAGCUCAGGUAGAUAAACAUCGGUUACAGAGAGAAGAGCAACAAUUAUUAUCUACCUGUAGAGAUGACCUCAGUGACUUUACUUUAUGUUUUAAGACGCAACAAAAAUGUAAACUGUUGUUCACAUGUCUUUGUUUUUUGGUAAAAUUGCAAACAGAAAAGGAUUUUUUGUUCUUCUUCAACUCUCCUUGUCCCUAACGAAUUAAGAGUUUCUGUUCCCUUUUCUCUUUUGGUUGGCAACAAAUCAUCGGUCUAAGCUUCUAUCUAUCAUAUACUCCCUCUGUUUUUUAAAGAUAGAUGUUUUAGAAAAAUAAAUUGUUUCAUAAAGAUGUAUUUUUUAUGUUUCCUAUACAAAAAUUGCAAAUUUCAAUAAAAUUGAUUGAAUUUAUUGAAAGACUAUUGGUUAAAAUGCAUUGGAAUUUGAUAAUUUCUAAAAAUGAUGUAUAGUUAAUGUGUUUUCUUAAUAUGUGUGAAAACACCAAAACAUACAUCUUUAAAAAACAGAAGGAAGUAUAUAAAAACUGUUGUACAAACCUUAUCAAUUAA